UGGAAUCCGCCAUCUUUCCUGCGCUCGUCUAUUACGUCAUCGAACAGCGCUUCACGUUUCCUUCAUAAAAUAGUUUCUCGUUCAUACCUCUUGUAAUUAUUAUUUUGCCUAUCACAUACAAUUGUAUUUAUUUAAUAUCAUUUCCAGUUGACCAGGGUUGUAUCUGAAAUUUGCAUUUCAACACAAUUGCGGAAGUAAACCGGAUGUUGUCGUCGCAACUAGCAUUAGCUAGCGUUUUGACAACAAAGUCCGAGGCCCUGUGAAUGAUAAAUAUUUAUUCCUUUUACUGCAUCGACUGACUGUGGAUUUCAACAUCACGUUACGUGUGGUAAUCCGUUUUAUUAUUUAUUACAUGUUAGGCUGCCAGUUUGAAUCGCUAACGGCGAUUUAGCACUAGCACACGACACGAGCAGCUCAAGAUGUCAGAGGAGCACCUGUUGACGUCAGAGGAGCAAACUGUGUCUUUGGUGGACGUCUUGCAGGAGGACGAGGAGUUGGAAGAAGAAGCUUCUGCUGUGUUGGCGGGAAGUGACCCGGAUCACUGCUCGUAUCCUCAGGGUUACGUGAAGCGGCAGGCUCUGUACGCAUGCAACACAUGCACACCAAAAGGCGGCGAAGCUGCCGGUGUGUGUUUGGCGUGUUCGUAUAAAUGUCACGAAGGUCAUGACCUGUUUGAGCUCUACACCAAGAGGAACUUCCGCUGUGAUUGUGGAAACAAGAAAUUUGCAGAUGUUCGAUGCAAGCUUUCUCCCGACAAGGAUGAUGUCAACACUCUGAAUAAAUACAGUCAUAACUUUUUUGGAGAGUACUGUACUUGCCGUCGGCCGUACCCUGACCCAGAAGACCAGGUUGAAGACGAAAUGAUUCAGUGUGUAUUAUGUGAGGACUGGCUGCACGGUCGGCACCUGGGCUGUGAAGUUCCAGAUUGUGUAGAGCUACAAGAGAUGAUCUGUGAGUCAUGUAUGACGAGAAACACAUUCUUGUGGUGCUAUGCUUCCCACCUGGCAGUUCCGGCUCCUGCAGUUGAGUCUGAGGCAAAGGGGACAGGUGCAUACCUGGACGUGUCUGAUAAGGUUGACGACAUCGCUGAGCCGAGCUGCAAAAGAGUUCGUCGGGAGGAGCAGGAGGAUCCUGUAUGCAGACUGAAGCAGCUUCAAGCCAUGGAUGUUAAGCGAGUCCAGUCUGGAGCGGUAUUUUGGCCGUCGGGGUGGCGCUCAAAGCUGUGCCGUUGCAACGCCUGCCAGGAGAGUCUGUCGAAAGCGGGUCUCUCCUUCCUGCUGGAUGAGUUGGACACAGUCCUCGCUUACGAGAACAAAGGAAAGAGUGAGGAACAGCACAAGCAAAGUCACGACCCUCUGAUGUCGGCACUAGACAACCUGAACCGAGUACAGCAGCUGGAGAUCAUCCACGGAUACAACGACAUGAAGAGCGAACUGAAAGACUUCCUGCAGAGGUUUGCUGCAGAAGGAAAGGUUGUGACGUCUGAUGACAUUCGGGAGUUCUUCGAGCAGCAGCAAAGUCGCAAAAGAAGACAAGUUGACGGACGCUUCGACUGUGCCUGACGCCCUCCGACCUUUUCCCGAUGUCCUCUUGCUGUCUGUUUCGUGGCUUUUAUUGAUGUAGAAUGCUUUUUGUUCACUGUUCAUUUCAGGGGUCAAAGGUCAGUGAUUCCUUUUUAAUGAAAAAUAAAAAGUCAGCACCUGUGAAGUUUGUGUCGUCU
Molecule: messenger RNA, 1720 nt
Organism: Dunckerocampus dactyliophorus (ringed pipefish)
Lineage: Eukaryota; Metazoa; Chordata; Actinopteri; Syngnathiformes; Syngnathidae
Gene: ubr7
Product: ubiquitin protein ligase E3 component n-recognin 7
Exons: 12
Coding region: 420-1562 (380 amino acids)
Cellular component (GO): cytoplasm
Molecular function (GO): zinc ion binding; ubiquitin protein ligase activity
Source: RefSeq, a predicted model, not a curated record